AUGGGGUUCUUCUAUCUGUACCACUUCGCCUUCUACGCUUAUCACUACCGCUUCAACGGCCAGUACAGCAGCCUGGCGCUGGUCACCUCCUGGCUCUUCAUCCAGGUCAGAACCGCAGUCCUCGUACUGACCCCGAGCUCGUUCUUCUAUCUGUACCACUUCGCCUUCUACGCUUAUCACUACCGCUUCAACGGCCAGUACAGCAGCCUGGCGCUGGUCACCUCCUGGCUCUUCAUCCAGUUUACAGCAUUGCAGCUGUUAGUUGUUAAAGGAAGCCCAUUCUGCUCUGCACCGGUGUCUGUGGAGAAGAGGAAGUGGCAGACCGAGAUCGAGAACAAGAAGCGUCAGCUGGAGGACGACCGGAGAGCUCUGCAGCACCUGAAGUCGAAGGCUCUGAGGGAGCGCUGGCUGCUGGAGGGAGCUGCAGGACCAGAACAGGACGACGUGAGGAGACAGCUGGAGCAGGACGAGGCCAAGACUAGGAGCCUGGAGGAGACCAUCAACAGGUUGGAGCAGGAGCUGGUCAGUUUGGAAACUGGAGCCGGUUGUCAGACCAUAACACACACUACUGUGUCUUCAGGAUCAGUUACAGCUGUAGAGGUCAAAGGUCACAGCAGCCGUCAGCAGGACAGAGCUGCAGCUGCAGGUUCGAUAGUUCAAGAGGUCAAAGUUCACAAAAGCCCCCGAAUGAUCAAACCGAGAGAGGCGACAGAGGAGAUGAAGAGAGCGAUGUACUCGGUGCAGAUUAAAGUAGAGCGGGACCGAGUGACGGGGGAAACCAGGGUUUUGUCUGCUAACACCACACUUCCUGUUGACCUCUCUCUCCAUGGGGUCAAAGUUUACGAGGACGAGCUGAAAGGUGAUGAUGAAAAAGAAACCGGAGCUUUACGAGAGGUUCCACGCUGAACCAAAGUCCAGCCCGGAAGGGGGGGGGGCAGCCAAAACCAUUUGGAACCAGAUUGUUUUCCUCAGAAUUCUUUAUUCCAGAAUGUGUCAGCAGCUGAGAGGGAACUUCUCCUAAAGCAGAACCAGAACCCAGCAGGAGGACUGCAUGUUCCUCCUCUUCCUCCCCUCUCCUCUCCUCCUCUCCCCUCUCCUGCUCUGCAUGCUGGGAGUUUGACGGUGUAAGCGAGUGGUGAAUGAGUUUAGAGUUAUCCACUUUAUUUUCUCUGUUUUCUUCUUCAUGUUUUUGACGAUAAAAAGCGGUGAUUGCUGACUGGUUGUGGAUGUGACGGCCGACACUGUGGCAGAGACGGCGAAAAUAUCAGACACGGAGCGAGGAUUGUAGCUGAUCGUUGUUUUACAGCGGAGGAGGUUUUGUGAAGUGUCGGAGAACAAGUUGGUUAUGGGAACAUAAGACACUGCGCUCGUAUGAACAAGGCUGUCGUGUUUCUGCAGUCCCUCCGCAGACAGGCUUAUAUGUUUUUGAACCAUCCUACGCAAACUUUCAUUUAAGAUUUGGAAAGGGAUUUUGCUCUGUGUAUGUUAGUGCUGGACAGAUAAAACGUUGUAAAUCUUUCUUCUCCUUUCCUCUUGUUUCCGUUUCCGGUGAAUGUGAGAGGCGGUGGUGGACGUGUGAAUGGUGCAGAGUUUUGAACUGUUUCUGUCCUGGUUUUCGGUUUCCCCUGUGUAUGUUCUGUCCUAGGUGCAUGAUCAGGUAAGCUUUCUUUACUAUUUUUCUUUAAGUGUUGGCUGAGUAAUCACUUGAUUUGUCAGGUAGUUCCAGGAGGAGACACCACCUCCGUCUAUCCGGCAGGGAGUUAGGAUAGUCGCGGAGGAUAGUAGCUGGCUGUGGGUGAGCAGGUAGGGCAUGACAGCCUUUCUUUUGCAUCAAAGCAGUGGUGGUGGUUUUAAAGAUGAGCCUCUUGUGUAUCGGCUGUUUAUCAGAGACACUUUUGUGCAGGUCUCCCCGCCUCCACUCGGACCACCGUGUUCCACCGUUCAUACCCAACGAGCUGUCGGAAAGCGAGCUCCAUAGGUUUGUUUUAAAGCAGUUAGUUUGGGAUGUAGGGAUCCUAAACUGAAGCAGUCUCUGAGGCGGCAGGUGUUCGUGUUUUUAGAUUUACCCGCACAAACACUUGAGGUGUCGUUCAGAGUGAAGCACGGUGAUGGCUCUUACAAAGUGUACGCUUGCUCAGGAAAGCUGAAAUGUUUUGAGUGUGGCGAUGUGGGACACAAAAGUUUUGCGUGGCCACACAAGCAGCAGGUGGCGACUCACGGCACUGAUGCUCCGCUCACGAUGGGGCGGAGGAUGCUGGUCCUGCCCGGCCCACAGUUCUAUCUAUCUCUAUCGUUAUUCUCACGACAGAGAUAGCCAACCUGAGAUCCAACAGACUUCUGUGGCUGCAGAGAAUCUGAGUAGUUCUCAGUCUGCAGAUACAAGAGACCACUCAUAGCAUGGAGAAAAUGUUCAGGAAGCAGCUUCAACAAGUGUUAGAGGCAGGGAGCACAAUGAAGAACACACUGAAGAACACAAUGUAGGACAUGGUGGAGUCAACAGUCUGGUAUCAUGUCAGGGAGAAGACAUGAAUGAGUCAGGUACAGUAUCUAUUGGUGAAACAGAAGCAUUGAUCUCUGUUCUUUAGAGGAAAUAAAUCAGUUUCUAGCUAUAAGAGUAAAAGACUACAAAGACAAGGACAAGUUCAUCAGAUUAGUUGUCCUGACAAAGCUGGUAGGCUUUGACCUCUUAGAUGAAAAGAAACGCUUCUGCCUAAAAAAGCAUGGAACAACUCUGAGAAAAGCUACUAAAUGAAAAACUGCUAAAAAGACUAGAAACUAACAUGAUCAUGUGUCACAUGGGUUUCUCUUCUUUUGACUGCUCUCUUGUUUCAUCUUGACUGUUUUUCCUCUGACCCCUGUAUGUGGAGCCUGAAAAUGGGGUCUUUGAACAUCAAUGGCACAAAAGGGCUCAAAAAAGGAUGCACGUGUUGUUUUUACAAGAAACUCACACCAGCCUAACAGAUGAGACGGAUUGGAGUUUAUGGUAGGAGGGCCCAUGUGUCCUGAGCCAUGGCACUAACCUUAGUGCAGGGGUAGCUGCAGGGGUAGCUGUUCUGUUUAGAACAGCUGCUAAUGCAACCAUUUUAUCUUCUACUGAAGUGGCGAAAGGUCGGCUGUUGAUUGUCGUGGCAGAAUAGAGAGUUCUACUCCCUGCUUUGUUAAUGCCCCAAACCAAGGAGCAGAAAAGAUGAGGUAAGCAAUUACCAUCAUGGGGAUUUUAACUGCACUAUGGACUUUACUAUGGACAGAACAAGUGAGGAGCCCCACCCACAGUCAACUGAGAGCCUUACCCGUGUCAUCACACACCUGGAUCUGGAAACACCUGCAGUGCAGACAAUACACAUGGGUGAGGGUCAGCAACAACAGGGUGAGUGCAGCUAGACUGGACAGGAUCUUUGUUUCCAAGAGUCUCAACUCCAGAUUAGUGCACAGUAACAUAUGUUCAGUUGGGUUCACUGACCAUCACUUUGUCAGCAGUUCAGGAGCUUGAAGCCAGCAUUAAGAAGGCUGCAAAGACAUUCCGAUCCAACUGUGUGUCAACUCCUUUGAAAAAAAUUGUUGGAGUUGAGCUCCUUACUGCAAGAGAGAGUGAAGGGAGCUCUGGUCAGGUCUCGUUUCCUCCGGCUAAAGGACAUGGAUGCGCCAAGCUCUUUCUUCUUUAACCUGGAAAGUUCUGUGGCGCAGAGGAAGCAGAUGACCUGCCUGGAGCUUCCAGGAGGAAGAGUGACCACCAACCCAGGCGAGAUAAGGAACCAUGCAAUGGAUUUCUACACUGAUGUCAGUGCGGCAGAAAAAUGCAGUAUGGAGUGCUGCGAGGAACUCCUGGAAAGGGCUUCCUCAGCUCAGCCCGGAAGAGAAAGCAUCUCUGGACUUGGAGCUGACGCUGGAGGAGUUGACAGUUGCUGUCAAGCAGAUGGCAUCAGGACGGGCACCAGGUAUUGAUGGUCUCUCCACUGACUUCUACAAACAUUUCUGGAAUACACUUGUACAGGAUCUACAUGAUGUUAUGUUAGUGUUUCAGAAUAGGAUCUCUUCCUGUCUCCUGUCAGCGAGCAGCGCUUUUCUUGCUGCCCAAAAACGGGGGACCUGGCCUUACUAAAGAACUGGAGCCCAGUGGCCCUCCUCUAUACAGACUAUAAGGUGCUUACCAGAGCCUUAUCGAGCAGACUUAAGGACUUCCUGGAAAUAAUUGUUCACAUGGAUCAAACAUACUGUGUACCUGACAGGACAAUUAUGGACAAUAUUUCUCUUAUUCGAGAUGUGAUUAAUGUGUGUAAAUCCUAUAAUGUGGACUUUGGUAUUGUCUCUUUGGACCAGGAGAAAGCUUUUGACAGCUUUUGGUAUUGGUGAUGGUUUCUGGCUUGGGCUGGUUUACUGUAUAGUGGUGCUCAGUGUAUGGUGAAGAUGGGGGCAGGGCUGAGUCAGCCAAUCCCUGUACAGCGAGGGAUAAGAAAGGGUUGUCCUAUAUCAGGCCAGCUAUUAAACUUAGCUAUGGAACCCUUGCUGUGCAGGUUGAGAGGUCGGCUCAGUGGUCUCUCACUGCCCGGGUCAACAAAUACUGAUCAUCCUCCUACUGUGUCUGUUUAUGCAGAUGAUGUUAAUAUUUUAGUAUCCCGCCAAGGAGAUAUCCAGUGUUUGCAGGACACUCUUUCCCUGUAAGAAAAAGACUCAUCUGCACAGGUGAACUGGGCAAAGAGUGACACCUUGCUGUUGGGGCAGUGGAGGGAUCAUGUGGUGCCCAGUGUGCCUCGGGGGUCUUGAGUGGGGAAAAGAGGGGCUGAAAGUGUUUUUUUGGGCACCGAGGGCUUUCAAACUAAGAACUGUGAGGGAGUUAAGGACUGCUCGGUUGUCUAAAUGGAAAUUGUUGCUACCCCAGUUCUCAUGUAGGGGAGUACUGGUUGCUAGUAACUUGGUUGCCUUGGCUCUCUUGACUCUUCGCUCUGGUGCACCAGGAGGCCUGAAUGAGGACGUGCAGAGAACCAUGUUGGACUUUUUCUGGUCUGGUAAGCACUGGGUCCAGCCAGGAGUCCUUUACCUGCCUGUGGCAGUCAAAAAUCACCUAAUUUAGACUCCAGACUGUGCAAAGGCUUCUGUACAGCUGGGGCACAGGUUGGAUUGAGACAGCUCAUCUGCUGCUGAGGAGGGCCGGGCGGUUGGGAUAAACAUCUUUUCCUCUUACAAUCCGAGUAUGUGGACCUUACUGGGCAUUUUCCAGCUCUGUACUGCAGGCAUGGCAGAUUUUUAAAUUCACACGGGCUACAAAUGAGAUUCCUGGCAUGUGGGUGUUUAAGGAACCUUUGUUUUUUAACAGCUUCAUAAACAAAUGCUGCAGUCUGCCAGCCUGAGAGGGAGGCUGCACAAACCUGGGCCAUCUGAUGAGGAGGACGGUAACAGCUGUGGAGGCCCUGAGGGACAGCAGCAGCAUCACAUCUAUCCUGGAUCUUGUGGAGGAGUGCAGGUCUGUGCUGCCCUGCCUGUGGCAGGGCAGCCACCUGUGUGACCAGUAGAGUGUGUGAGUACAGCUUCCCUUCCCUGUUGAUCAGUGGCAGGAAGGAGCUCAGCUGCUGUCCUUCACAACCCCCCACCUGGACAAGAUUCAAGCUGUGGGAAGAAAAGCAGUCUACCAAAUGUGCGUUAAGGUUCUGAACCUGCGCUCUUUGGCAGGGUUGAAGGAGUCCAGGUGGACUGACUUCUUUGGUCCAGAUGCUUCCCCAAAGGCAGCUGGCGGACCCUGGACAAGCUGCCGAUUGAAAAGUGGACAGCAGACCUCCAGUGGAGAGUUGGACACGGGCCAAUGGCUACAAACCGAUCCAGAGCACACCUGGACCUAGAGCUGGGGGAGAAGUGACCCUGGUACACUUACUUGUUCAGUGUCCUUGUCUGUCAGCACUUUUGCUGGGCAGACUUUUUCUUUUAGUUUGUUUAUAUUUGGCCCCCGAAAUACAGUGAAGAUGUCUGUGCACAAUUUGGUGAACUUUUCAUCUGGUUCUGCAAAGAUGAUCAUCUGGCUGACUCGUAGAAACCGGGCUGAGAGUGCCGGUCCUGGAGGGACUGCUUAAUACCCGACUGAGGGUGGAGCAUGCAAAUUAUGUGAUGAUGGACAAUAUCCAGGCUUUCAGUCGCUGUGUGUGUGUGUGGGGGGGGUUCGUCUUGUUUUUUGUUUGUUGUUUUUUUAUUCUUGUGAUGACGUCAGUGAGUUGAAUUUCUGUUCUGGCUUCAAUGUUUAAUAAAGGGAGUCGUCCUCCUCUCUCCUCCUUGCUCUUCUCUCUCCUCCCCUCUCCUUCUCUCUCCUCCUCUGCCUCUCCUUCUCUCUCCUCCU
Molecule: messenger RNA, 6319 nt
Organism: Micropterus dolomieu (smallmouth bass)
Lineage: Eukaryota; Metazoa; Chordata; Actinopteri; Centrarchiformes; Centrarchidae
Product: paralemmin-1-like
Exons: 11
Coding region: 1-906 (301 amino acids)
Biological process (GO): regulation of cell shape
Cellular component (GO): membrane
Source: RefSeq, a predicted model, not a curated record